Messenger RNA from Syzygium oleosum, 1524 nucleotides. Its product is annotated as 1-aminocyclopropane-1-carboxylate oxidase homolog 1-like. The record is from RefSeq and is a predicted model, not a curated record. The transcript is spliced from 3 exons. Lineage: Eukaryota; Viridiplantae; Streptophyta; Magnoliopsida; Myrtales; Myrtaceae. The coding region runs from base 131 to 1264 and encodes 377 amino acids.
UUUGUUUGGUCGAUAAUUGGCACCUACCGGCUCCUCCAUGUUUUCUGCAGAAUAUAAAUGGUCAUAUAGCCUCACCAGAAAGGACACGACUCAAUCACCUGAAUAGGCUUCAAAGUUUCCACUUACAAAGAUGCAAACCUUGCCCAGUCAUGGAGAACCCAUCACCGGUAGCGGACCACACUACGACAGGGCGAAAGAAGCAAAGGAAUUCGACGAGAGCAAAGCCGGAGUCAAAGGCCUCGUAGACUCGGGCGUGGCCAAGGUCCCCAGGCUCUUCAUCCACCCACCCGAGAACCUGCGCGACUUGUCCCCCGACACUGAUGGGGCCGCCACCGGCCUCGAGGUCCCAAUCAUUGACAUGAUGGGCUAUCGGGAUUCCCGGCGGCGAGACGUGGUCAACGAACUCUGUAGAGCAUCCGAGACGUGGGGGUUCUUCCAGAUAAUCAACCAUGGUGUUCCGGUUGACGCGAUGGACGGCAUGUUGGAAGCUGUCAAGCAGUUCCACGAGCAGCCUGAGGGAAUGAAGAGAGAGUGGUACUCAAGAGAUGAUGCAAAGAAAUUUAGGUACUACAGCAAUGGAGACUUGUUUAGGUCCAAAGCAUUAUCUUGGAAGGACACUCUCACGUUUGAUUUCUCGCGUGGAGUGCUAGACCCAGAGGCGGUCCCUCUUCUCUGCAGAGAGCCGGUUUUCGAGUACGAAAGACACAUCGAAAAAUUGAAGAUAUCUCUGUCUGAACUACUAUCAGAGGCAUUAGGGCUUGAUUCAGACUAUCUUGGUGACAUGGGAUGCAUGAAAUCCAAGAGUAUGGCAGGCCAUUACUACCCAAUUUGCCCAGAGCCAGAGCUGACUAUAGGCAUGAUCAAUCACUCAGAUGCCUCAUUUCUCACUCUUCUCCUCCAAAACCACCAUGGAGGCCUCCAAGUCCGACACCAAAACCAGUGGAUUGAUGUGUCCCCAGUGCCUGGAGCAAUCCUAGCCAACAUUGGAAACUUCAUGCAGCUUGUUAGCAACGACAAGUUCAAGAGCGUGGAGCACCGGGUCCUCGCCAGGCGGGCCGGGCCCCGGGUCUCGGUCGGAUGCUUCCUUUUACCAGGAGAGAUGCAGAAGUCGUAUGGGCCAAUAAAGGAGCUUCUCGAUGAGAACAAUCCACCCGUGUACAGAGAGAUCUCUUUCCCGGAUUAUUUCGGGUAUUACCUCUCCAGUGGCAAUGGCCUGAAUGGUGAAUCUGUACUUCCUCAUUUCAAAGUUAUCGAGUCCAAGUAGAGAGUACAAAAAUGUGUAAAAGCUUCAUCGAAGGUGUUGGUGUUCGCAUGAAAUAUGACGGCUCAAUCUUUUCAUUAGAUAUAGUAACAGGACUACAAGUGAACAGAAUAUUCAGAGUCCACAUUGGUUACAUAAGACUGAAACAAGAAAUAGCCAAAAUAUGAUUGCAUGCCCCCUUCAAUCUGUGUACACAGUUGAAUCUCUUUGACCUCACUAUGAUAAUAACUACUACUUUAAUAUAAGUUCUAAAUUUGUAACGA